AUGCCCUCUACUGCAAGCCAACUUGAGCGAAGUCUUAGAAAACUUCAGAUCUCAGAGUCUGACUCACAAAAAACAUCUACCGCGGUGCAAUGGGUGCCCUCUAAAUACAGCUCAGACGUAUCUCAGAAGGAACUUUAUAACCUGGGGACCAUUGCUUUCCACCAUGUUCGGCCAGGCAAAAGUUUAUCAGACAACAGUGCCUACAUCGCCAUUAAUUCCCUCACAUUUCUCGAGGUAUAUCUUGGUCUUCGCAUGUGCACUUUGGCAGGUGGAAAGGUGGUUGGAGAUUCGAAGGAUAUCCCAUCGGAGUGUGUGACAUCGGGAGAGGUGCUGUUGUUAGUAUUGUGGAUGGAUACGGAACGUGAGGCUACCUGUCCAACGCAAGAUCAAGUGCAUUACCUGAAGAUGAAGCUUGAGCGCCCACCGGGAUGGUGGGUAGAGAUCCCAAACCAAUCACUCCAUCAUGUCAACCUCCAUCGAGCCAAAUGCCUUUCUGAUAAGAAAUGUUGUUCAACCCUGGAGGAGACAGCUGCAGUUAGCAAUGCAUACGACAACUAUACUACGCCUGGAACGGCGGCAGAGGUUCUUGCCGCCAUCUUCUUAUAUCUUUAUCACCCCACUGUGGCAUUCCUGUGUCUUAACAGAUCAUAUUUCCAAGUGUCCUCCCAGGAUCCCCGUAACAUAGGGUUCUCCGCAUCCUUUGGCUUGCUUGAUGCCGAUGAUGAUGAAUCACAUCUCGGGCGGGCCCGGGGUCGUCACUCCGGCGAUAAUAGUGGUGCUCAAUAUCUAUCUUCUGCCGUUAUUAUCCACCUUCCGAAUUCGGGGCGUGGUUUAAAGCUCACGACAUGGCGGUUCCGGACGUUUCAUAAGGCAACUAGAACAAGAACAAAAGCAACAGUUGACGACGUUCAAAAGGGGCCGGGCACAUCGGGAUAUUUAUCAGUGCUGAACACCUACAACACUAUUUGGGAGAACAAACGCUCGGCCUCUGGUUUUAUGAAUUAA
Molecule: messenger RNA, 1005 nt
Organism: Suillus fuscotomentosus
Lineage: Eukaryota; Fungi; Basidiomycota; Agaricomycetes; Boletales; Suillaceae
Exons: 8
Coding region: 1-1005 (334 amino acids)
Source: RefSeq, a predicted model, not a curated record